ACGGUGGGACCACCCGUGGGAGCAGGGUGGCCAACUAAUUGCACCCCUAAUCCCACUUCGGAAGGAACGGUGCGGCAACAUUGUAAAUAGAUGGGAGCAGGUCAGUUUAGGCAGAUUUAGCUGUUCAGAAUCCACGCGACAGACUCAUUCGAGUACCAGGUUUCAAAGCAGUUGGAGGUACCGUCUUGUACCGAGUCCGCUUUGAGCGCGCUACAAUGGUUGCUAUCAACGGACAAACAAACUUGUGCAGUGUUCCUGCUGGUGUUCCCGCGAGUGUUCCUGCCAGUGUUUCACAACCGAGUCCUUCAGCUUCGAACAGCGACAGUGUUAAUGGAAACUUCCGAGUGAUCAUGGACACUUCGACCACUGCUGUUGGUGCCAGCAGCAGGGGUGCCGGCAGAGUCACAGACAAUCGACGGAGCAAUAAGCCAAUCAUGGAGAAGCGAAGACGGGCGAGGAUCAACAAUUGCCUCAACGAACUGAAAACCCUGAUUCUAGACGCCAUGCAAAAAGAUCCGGCCAGACACUCCAAGCUGGAAAAGGCCGACAUUCUGGAAAUGACCGUAAACUACCUGCGCACCCUCCAGCGCCAAAAGCAGACCAUGUCUACUGUUGCCGACCCAGCCUCUGUAGGUAAAUUCCGGGCGGGGUUCACCGAAUGUGCCACCGAAGUAGACCGAUUCCCAAACAUGGACCCUGUAGUGAAACGCAAACUCCUCCAGUACCUGGCCAGUUACCUGAACCAGACCUGCAAGUCACCAGACGCGCCCCAAGUCCAAGUGCACAUCUUGCCCAACCCCCAGCGGUCUCCUGAGCAACAGGUGCCUCAGCCCGGCAUCAUUCUGAGCAACGGCUCUGGAUCUGGGGUGCAACUGGUGCCCACUCGGCUCCCCAACGGCGACAUUGCUCUGGUUCUGCCAGCGUCGGCUCAGAACCAGCACGCUGUGCCCACGCCAGUGCCACUGUUGGUGCCGAUCGAGCCAGAGCGCGGCGCCCGAUCAGUUUCUGAGGCAUCCAGCUACAGUCCCAGUCCUGAGCCCAUGGACCUAGUGUACUGUUCGGCGCAGCAGAAGCCUCUGUCGUUGGUGGUGCGGAAGCCGGAUCAGUGCGAGGAGAAUUUACCUGAGUCGGUUUGGAGGCCUUGGUGAAAUUCGGGAUCAGUCCAGAGACUGCAGUAGUUGACUCUA
Dendroctonus ponderosae (mountain pine beetle) is the source of this 1187-nucleotide messenger RNA. Its product is annotated as protein hairy. The record is from RefSeq and is a predicted model, not a curated record. Gene Ontology annotation, cellular component: nucleus. Gene Ontology annotation, molecular function: protein dimerization activity; DNA-binding transcription factor activity, RNA polymerase II-specific; RNA polymerase II cis-regulatory region sequence-specific DNA binding. Lineage: Eukaryota; Metazoa; Arthropoda; Insecta; Coleoptera; Curculionidae. Gene Ontology annotation, biological process: regulation of neurogenesis; anterior/posterior pattern specification; regulation of transcription by RNA polymerase II.